AUGCCCGACCCCAGCCUCUCGCAAUUCACCUCCGUCUUCCGUGCCUCGGACGCCCACCGCGUCAAGCGCUGCCGCCAAACCGUCUCCUGCACGGCCUGCCAGCGCCGCAAGUCCCGAUGCGACCGCCAGCACCCGUGCGGCGCCUGCGAGAAGCGCGGCAGCAGCGAGGCCUGCUCGUACGGCUCGGCAGCGUCGUCAUCGUCGGUAUAUGAUAAAGUCGCAGGGAGCAGCAGCAGCAGGCGGGAUGUUCAGAUGAAGCUCAGCCAGCUGGAGCAGAUGGUGAGGGGGCUGGCGGAGAAGAAGGCGGAUGGCGAGAGGCGGAGAGAGGGCAGCGACAGGGAUGAACAGCCGGAGACGAGCUACCACGGGGCGACGUCGUGGACGGCGUUGGUCGAGAGUAUUCGCGAUAUCCAGGACAUUCUGGUGGCCGAUCAGGACGCCGGGGAGCCGGAGGAGGCGGCCGAGCCGGAGGUUCUGCUGGGAGACGUGCCGCCCAUCACGAUCAAGGAGGUCACGGAGAGCUUGCCAUCGCGGCACGACGCCGACAAGCUCAUCAUGACCUACUUCAAGGCCAGGUUCACGGCCGUCUGCAUCGUCCACACGCAUCAGUUCAAGCGCCGCUACGACGCCUUCUGGGCGAAUCCCUCGUCGGCCAGCUUCCUCUGGAUCAGCAUCAUGUUCUCCAUCCUCAGCAUCGGCACCAUGAUUGCCAACACCAAAAACCCAACAGACACCUCGUCUCCGUCGUCGUCGUCGGCGGCGGCGGCGCCAAACUCGCGCUUCUACAUGGUCAAGGCCGCGCAGUGCCUCGUCGCCGGCCAGUACCUCAAGGGCAAGCGCUUCUCCGUCGAGGCCCUCCUGAUGCACGCCCACUCGCGCAACGUCCAGAAGAUGGACUCGGACUCCUCGCUGUGGUCGCUCUACGGCAUGGCCGCGCGCCUGGCGCAGAAGCAGGGCUACCACCGCGACGCGGCCAAGAUGCCCGGCGGCAGAGCCAUGACGCCGUUCGACGCCGAGAUGCGCCGCAGGUGCUGGUUCCUGAUCCAAUCGUCGGACCUGCUCUUCUCCUUUCAAAACGGCAUGCCGCCCAUCAUCACGCAGGAAAGCUGCGACGUCGGCUACCCUACCAACCUCACCGAUGACGACUUCGACGAGAAUUGCGUCUCCUUGCCCGAGCCCCGUCCUCCCACAGACCCUCUCCCCAUCCUCGCCCACAUCACAAAGUCCAAGCUCUGCUUCGUCAUGCGUCGCGUUGUGCGCCAUGUCCUUGCCGUGGCUCCGGCCCUUUACGGCGAGACGAUUGCUCUCGACCGGGAGUUGCGAGAGUGGCACGAAUCUGUGCCGGCGUGCCUGCGAAUCCGCACCAUUCGCAACACGGCCUUUACCGAUGCCAACUAUACCAUAAUGCACCGGCUCAUGCUCGAGCUCAUGUACCUCAAGAGCCUGUGUAUACUACAUCGGCCUUACCUCACAACGCACAAGCACGAUGCCGAGUACAAUGCCUCGAGGCGGGUCUGCAGGGAGUCUGCGCUCAUGAUACUGGAGAUACAGGCGGAGCUUGACAUGGAGACUGCUUCAGGAGGGAGGAUGUACGAGGAUAGGUUCAUGGUUUCCAAUCUGACGCUUCAUCAUUUCCUGCUCGCGGCAAUGAUCAUCUGCCUAGAUCUCAGCGAGUCCACCGACAUAAACUCGGAAGAAAGGCUCAAACGCAUAACCACCCUCCGCACCGCCUAUUCCAUCUGGUCCGCCCGCAGCACCACCUCCGCCGACGCCCUCCACGCCUCCAGAGUCCUCCACGCCAUCCUCAUUCGCAUCGACUCCCCCAGCGCCACCACCUCCUCCACAAAUUCCGGGCCCAUGAUGAGCACACCCAGCUCUUCUCUUCUACAAAAUCACGACGGUGUUCCUACAAUGUCAGACGACUCAAUGCAUCAAAUCAUGUCUGGCACGUACGCAGCGGACGACGCGCUGUUUGGUAACGACAUGGGCCUUGCUAUGCCUGGAUUCGAGGACAUGUUUUCCAAUAUUGACACGUUUGAUUGGAUUGUCACUGACCAGCUACGGUAUUAA
Molecule: messenger RNA, 2070 nt
Organism: Trichoderma aggressivum f. europaeum
Lineage: Eukaryota; Fungi; Ascomycota; Sordariomycetes; Hypocreales; Hypocreaceae
Product: transcriptional regulator family: Fungal Specific TF
Exons: 3
Coding region: 1-2070 (689 amino acids)
Biological process (GO): regulation of DNA-templated transcription; DNA-templated transcription
Molecular function (GO): DNA binding; zinc ion binding; DNA-binding transcription factor activity, RNA polymerase II-specific
Source: RefSeq, a predicted model, not a curated record